Messenger RNA from Ananas comosus (pineapple), 1890 nucleotides. Its product is annotated as UPF0481 protein At3g47200-like. The coding region runs from base 459 to 1736 and encodes 425 amino acids. The record is from RefSeq and is a predicted model, not a curated record. The transcript has 3 exons. Lineage: Eukaryota; Viridiplantae; Streptophyta; Magnoliopsida; Poales; Bromeliaceae.
UUUUAAAAAAAAUUAAGAAUAGUUUCUUUAUAUAUUAAUUAAUUAUUCUCUUAUAUAUAAGCGGCGACAAUAAGCCAACGCACAUAUGCAUCUGCUCGUUCGCUGCAUCGGUCGAACUACUCUUUUGAGCAGCAGCAACCCCGGCCCCCGCCUCUUCCUUCUUCCUUCUCCUACCUUUUGACGUUUCUAACUUGUUGCCAAUUUGUUCGCGCAACACAUAAAUUGAAGGACAUUUGAAGGACCAUAGAACUAAUUUAUCAGUGAUUACUUGUAUAGUAUGGAGAUGCUUUUCUAUACUUGGAUGGGUAAAAAAAGGACUUGGAGACUGUUACAUCUGCCCUCUUUUUCUUCAUUUUAUGCCAAUAUUCUAGAGAAUAUUUCUUUCAUAAUGCGUGUUAUAUAUAUUCUCCACGACCAAAUCUAUAUGAUUGAGCUACGUACCUUCUUGCGCUAAUGCAAUGAUGAUUGAAGGUGGAUGCUGUAAUUCUCAGCUCUUAAAAAUAGUUAUACGUGAGAGCGAACCGAGAGAGGAAUCAUUCAGGAUAAAAGAUGGGGAAACUAACUUAAGCAGGAUUUUCAAAGUUCCGGAUCAAAUUAUCCGUGAGGUCGGUUUACUCUCCUUCCAGCCAAAAAUUCUAUCUAUUGGUCCAUAUCACCAUGGAUCUUCACAUUUAAGUGGCAUGGAAAUGGUGAAGUUGAUUUGUCGACAUUACAUCCUCGGUUUGAUUAGUGAGAACUACUACGAUAGAGACGAAAUCAAGGGAAUAGAGAAGAAAGCAAGAAGCUUUUACGGUGAGAAUAUCACAAUGGAACCGAACAAGUUUGCUGAGAUGCUCUUGCUCGACGGAUGCUUCAUACUUGCUGCUCUCACAGGGAUGAAAGGCAAGGAGGCUGUUGAAAAUGUAUCCAGUGAAACAAGCCUGGGUGAUCUUAAACAGCACGAAGCGUUGAAUAGGCAUGACAUAGUGCAUGACCUACUUCUGGAAGAGAAUCAAAUUCCUUUCUUUGUCCUCGAGGAAAUACAUAAGCUAGCUGCAGGCAAAGGAGAAACAACAGAAUCACUUAAAGAAAAGAUUGCUACCUAUGUGAAAGGUGUGCUACGCUACUACCCAACAGCGAUCGAAAUCUCUGAGAUCCGUUGGAAAGAUUUUCACCAUCUGCUACACUUGUGCCACAUUUUCUUUCGACCAAGUCAAAAACCAGUGAAACACAACCACAAUCAAGCUAUGAUUCAAUGCUCGGACUGUGUUCCGCGCUCGCACCACGUGACGAACCAGUGGCGCCGAGCAGUACACUACCACAAAGCAGGAGUGAAAUUCAAAGUAAAAGAGUCAAGAACUCCCCAUUCUCUCUUGGACGUAACAUUCAGCAAUGGAAUAAUGAUAAUUCCACAUUUGUCUAUUGAUGCGAAGACAGAAUCUAUCUUCAGUAACCUUAUCAUGUUUGAACGGGGAUGCCCUCACGUUGGGAAAUAUAUAAAUGCAUACGUCACAUUCAUGUCGCAGCUUCUCAGCGAUGCCGAUGAUGUUGAAUUACUUGUUCGGAGAGGAAUCAUUGAGAUACUCGGUCGCGAGGAAGAGAUUUUAAAUGUUUUCAGCAGGCUUAAUGGAUUAGCUGUUUUCGAUCCCCAUGGGGAGGACUACUAUUUGAAAUCGAUGCUUCAGUCGAUAGAAGAUUACUACCGUUGCCGUCGUAAUCGGUGGAUGGCGUGGUCGAAGCACUACCUAGUACUGUAGAAAUCCUUGCUUGGCCUUAGCAGCAUUAUUAGGUUUUUUAGAUCUCUUUAGCACUAUAAUUCUGAGGCCGUUUGCUGUUCUGUCAUAUUUCAAAUUAGCGACAUUAACCUCUUUGAUAUGCAGUUUCAUGGAUGGUAAUGUUUCUUCAAUGUAA